AGUGUUGGUUUUCUUUUCAAGUUGGGAGGUUGUGCGGCCGUUCGUACGAAGGAAUUGUUAAAGACGCAUAGCGAAAGAAAGAAAAAAAGGAAAAUCGAAACAUUUUUGUUUUUUACUUGGAUUGAAAAUCAAAGGGAAUUUUGUGUCUUUCGCGGUUUCUGUUUAUUUACGGUACGGCACGCGAUUUUCCAUCUGUAACUUCCACCGCCAACGACUACUUUUUGUGCCUAGCCUUUCUAAUAAAUAUUUUGUUUGUUUUUUGUUUGUAAGCGUUUGUGCGUACUCUAUAUAUAAUACAUACAUACACACAUAUAUAUUUUGCCCUUUAAACAACAAAUAAAAAAUUUUUACAAUUUGAAAACAAAAACGGCGCGUGCAAUUUUCGCGGUUGUAUGCGUGCGUGCGUCUAUGUUUGUGUCUGUGUGUGCGUGAAAUGAAAUAACGGCUCAGCAGGCUAAGGAAUUUGUGGUCAAAAAAGAAGAAAGAUAGAAAUUCCAAAGAACUAACUAUAUUUUGGAACCCAAAAGAAGAGAAAGCAAACAGUAGAGGAAGAACCAGGCGAGAGAGCGACAUGUGGAGUCCAACACAUUGCAGUGUAACGGUUCAGCGAGCGCGCGGAUUGCUAACCAAAGGCAAAAAUGGCACCAACAAUUGCUUUGUUACCAUUGCCCUGGGCAAAGAGAAAUAUCAAACAUCGGUUAAGGACAAGGCCGAGCCGACUGUUAACUGGAAUGAGGAAUGCGAAUUAAAAAUACCGGAUCAGGGAAAUCGAGCUGAAUUAACAUUGACAUGUCUGCAUCGCAAUAAUCUGGGCAUUGAUGAGUUUCUUGGCCAGGCCACAUUGCCAUUAAACGAAAUGGAUGUCUAUGAUCGACCCAGGGCCAAAUGGUUUAAGCUGGAAAGUAAACCAGGCAAAGAGAAAAAGAACAAAGAGCGCGGCGAAUUGGAAGUUCGUAUUGCGUUUGUUGUCAAAUCGGGCUCGUUGAACGAUGUCUCCAAAACUGGGCACAAAUCAUCAAUUGGCCAACUAGCAAGCUCUGUGGGCGGCAGUCUCUUUUCCAUUGGCAAGGGCGAGAAACGGAAGAGCAUUAAAAAGUUUGCCGGCUCGAUAUUGCAUAUCAAAGGGAAAAAGAAACAUCCGUCGGAUGGCGGUGAUGAUAAUAGUUCGUUUAGUGGUUCAUUCGCUAGCCUGGGCACACCCACCAGUUCGACGGGUGGCCGGAGGCGUGGUCAGGGCCAGCGUGCCGGCGAAGCUGAUCCGGGUGUCAUCAGUGAGGAUGAAGAUGAAUUUGUCUUUGAUAAUUUAUCGCACAAAAGUUCAGGUAGUUCUCUAAAUAUACAAAGAAAUAGUGGAGGAGGAGGCUUACAGGCGCCAUUGGCCAAUUUUGCACCAAGAAAUCCAUCGCCAUUGCUAAAUAAUGGAGGAGGAGGAACAGCAGCCGCAGCCGCAGCCAAAAUGAAUGGAGGUAAGCCGGAUGCAAGGACUUUGCAUGAUGACGAUGAGGCCAAAAUGCAGCUUGAUAAUGUAAAGGAGAUGGCACAGCUUGAGCUAGACUUCAGUGUACGGGCACAACACCCACAGUCGCAGCAGACGCCAUCGCCACCGCAGCCGUCGCCUCCCUCAAAGCCGCCUAGGCAAAAGGAAGAGCAGCUGCCGCUACCACCGACGCCGCCGUCACCUUCGCCACCAAAGCACAAAGAGGAACCACAGCAGCAGCAGCAGCAGCAGCAAACUAACGAUGAAUGGGCCAGCAAAUUGUAUUUAGAUUUGGAUGCUCGCAAUAGUGAUUCUCUUAAACGACGUAGCUGGGAGAGUCGUGUGCCUUUGCCCGCAACAAUUGAAGAGGCACCAACAAAAACUAGAUUAUCCACUUCCUCCGUCACCUCAGCAUCGACAACAUCAACAUCAUCAUCAUCAUCAAGCUCUGAGGCUGAAGAAGAAGAAGCUCCAAGAGGGCCACCGCCGCCAGUGCCGGCACCAACAAUCACCACAUCGCUCUUCUCACCCGUUGUGGAGCAACGUAAUUUCGAGGAUCUAAAUUCCAGUUUUGCCCAAUUUGAGCUUAGGAAUAGCACAGCCAUUUACGGCGAUGACAAUGACACUGACGAGGAGCAACGCAGGGAGACGGAGCAACCAAUGCCGAAACCCCAACCUCGAGCUCUCUCUAACCAGCAACUGUCGCAGCAACAAAAGGCUGAGGAGGAUGAGAAAACUGAACGAGAAGCUCGCCGCCUGCGAGAAGCUGAAGAUGCCCGCCUCGAGGAGGAGUUGCGUCUGAAUGAGCAAAGACUACGUGAUGAGGAAGAUGCCCUACAGCGUGAGCUCGAAGAGCAAAAGAGUAUCAAACGUCGCCAAGAGGAUCAAAGACUUCUUAGCUUUGCCAAACAGCAGCAACAACAACAACAACAGCAACAGCAACAACAACAGCAACAGCAACAACAACAGCAACAACAGCUUAUUGGCCAGCCCAUUGAAAACUCACAACUGGAAGCCAAUUUCAUUCUCACACCGGAGCAAUCACCCAAAGAGGAACUGGGUGGUGGCCUUGCGGCCAAUGGACGUGGCGAGAAACAGCAGCGAUUGGGAAAAUUCAAAUAUGGGCACAAGCGAGAUAAACAUAAUAAUGAUAGUGAAAGCAAUUCACCCAGUCCCAAGUCAACAGAACGCAUUAUCAUUGGCCACGAGAAAUCUGGAGGUUCACAUGCCGAACGACGAUCGGAGAUCUCUGCCCAAUUAGCCAAAAAAUAUGAAGGCAAAUCGCGAGAGGAGCUGAUGCUGAUUGCGAAUGGAAUGGAGAACGAGGCUCUGUUGCAGCGACAGCGAGUCAAGGAGCUAGAGGAUUAUCUGGAUAAUCUAUUAUUGCGUGUUAUGGAAACACAUCCGAAAAUACUGCAAAACCCUUAUUCACGUACCACAUCGGCCAAGAGUUAUAAAAAUUACAUCAAUAUGAAUGACUUUUUAAACGGCUAAUGAAGAAAUCUGCAGGAACAGGAUACCGUAAUUAGGAAUCCAAAAAAAAAAAACAAACACCAAGUUGCCUUUUAUUGCGAAACAGCAACCGAAACAAUAAAGUGCUUUCUUCUUCUUUCUAUUUUUUUUUGGUUUGUUAAGGAUCUUAAGCAAAAAAAAGAAAAAAAAAAACACAAAACUACAAGAAAUUAUACAAAAAUGAAACAUCUAUUUAGUCGCUAAGCAAAAUUAUUAAUUGUAUCAAAAUGAAACUAAAAACAAAAAAAAAAAAAAUGAAAGAAAAAUCCUAAACAACAUUUAUAUUGUAAUGUAAAAUUGAUAUUCUCUGUUUUAGAUUAUUUAAUUAUUGUAAACAAAACGAAAAACAAUUUGCUAGACAAUUGAUUGAAAUUAUUGAAAAGUAUUUACCCAAUUUGAAUUCCCCCGACACACACAUACAUAUAUAUAAAUACAUGCAUAUGUAUGUUUGUGUUUUUUGCCCCUCUUUUUAUUUGUGCGUUAAGUUUUUACAUCAUUUUCGUAAUAUAUAUAUUUUUUUUUAAUUUAUUUAUGUCCUAGUUUUGUAAGUUGAAAAAAUUAUGAUGAUGAAAAAGAGAGAAAAAAAAAACAAGAAAAUAAUGUCGAUAAAAAAUGAUUUAUACUUAUAUAUAUUUAUAUUUAUACCUGUAUUUGGAUAAACCGUUUAAACGAAACAAUAAAACAGUAAACACACACAUUUUUAAUACAA
This is a messenger RNA of Drosophila willistoni, 3698 nucleotides long. It is a transcript of the gene Rip11, whose product is annotated as rab11 family-interacting protein 1. The record is from RefSeq and is a predicted model, not a curated record. Gene Ontology annotation, molecular function: small GTPase binding. Gene Ontology annotation, cellular component: intracellular membrane-bounded organelle. Bases 572 to 2971 code for a protein of 799 amino acids. Gene Ontology annotation, biological process: regulated exocytosis. Lineage: Eukaryota; Metazoa; Arthropoda; Insecta; Diptera; Drosophilidae. The transcript is spliced from 7 exons.